Schistocerca piceifrons (Central American locust) is the source of this 759-nucleotide messenger RNA. RefSeq names its product pickpocket protein 28-like. The transcript is spliced from 6 exons. Gene Ontology annotation, cellular component: membrane. The coding region runs from base 1 to 759 and encodes 252 amino acids. The record is from RefSeq and is a predicted model, not a curated record. Gene Ontology annotation, biological process: sodium ion transmembrane transport. Gene Ontology annotation, molecular function: ligand-gated sodium channel activity. Lineage: Eukaryota; Metazoa; Arthropoda; Insecta; Orthoptera; Acrididae.
AUGGCCGGGCUCGACUUCAUGCUCACCACCGACGAGCAAGAUGUCGACGCCUCCUGCCGCUGGCCCGUCCAGGGCUUCAAGAUGCUGCUGCACAACCCAGUGGCGUUCCCCGACAUGAGCUCGCAGUUCUUCCGCGUGCCCGUGGACCGCGACCUGGUGGUCACCGUGCGGCCGGCCGUCAUGAUGACCUCGGAGAGCCUGGUGGACUACCCGCCGGAGCGCCGGCGCUGCUACUUCACGAGGGAGCGCAGCCUCUACUUCUUCCGUUACUACAGCGAGGAGAACUGCCGGGCGGAGUGCCUGGUCAACUACACGGUCCGUGAGUGCGGCUGCUCCGCCUACUACAUGCCUAGAGAGGAGGAGGUGCCGAUCUGCGGAGGUUCAAAAAUGCCCUGCGUAAAGGAAGCGCAAAGUAGGUUCUACGGUGACACUAAAAACCUCACAGCUUGCCAGUGUCUACCGGGCUGCGUUGAGAUAAACUACAACAUUGAGACCUCACAGUCUCAAAUUUUAUGGAGGAAGUACCUGGAUUUCAACCCUGACGCGAUGCAAUAUUUUCAGAACUUCACUUUCGGAAGGGUGGUGAUAUAUUAUAAAAACAGCCAGUUCAUCCCCAGUUUUCGCACUGAGCUCUAUGGGUUUACCAGUUUCUUAGCCAACUGCGGCGGGCUGCUGGGUCUCUUCCUGGGCUUCAGCGUGCUCAGCCUGGUGGAGUGCCUCUACUUCCUGACCGCCAGGGCCUACCUGCACUUCCGCUGA